This is a messenger RNA of Doryrhamphus excisus (bluestripe pipefish), 5037 nucleotides long. Lineage: Eukaryota; Metazoa; Chordata; Actinopteri; Syngnathiformes; Syngnathidae. The record is from RefSeq and is a predicted model, not a curated record.
GGUGGGAGGGGCUUGUGGUGUGUGACGUCACCGGCUGUGUGGAGGAGUAUAGGCUGUGCUGUCAGCCCAGUGUCAGUCUGAUGAAGAUUGGCAUGCAGGUUGACAAGAGUUGGACCCCGAGCCACGGUGCAAACGGAAGUGAAAGCUGCUGUGCUGCUGUGGGCCAGCUAACUUCUCAAUGUGACCCAAUCCCAUGAUGCAACAUGUGCCCCCAGCACCUGCAGUGACAAUGAUGGCCACCCAGAGUGUUCCUCCACCAUCGUACCAGGAGAGCCAACAGAUGACGGGCACCACUCAGCAGAACAACAAGACCCCACAGGUCCACAUCCCAGCAGCCUCUGCGGGAGGAAAUACCUCUGUCAGUGUGACACUUGACCCCCAGGCGCAACUUGAGUCUGACAAAAGGGCCGUUUACAGACACCCAUUGUUCCCCCUGCUGGCAUUGCUGUUUGAGAAAUGUGAGCAGGCGACACAAGGAUCUGAGUGCAUCACGUCCGCCAGCUUUGAUGUCGACAUCGAAAACUUUGUACACCAGCAGGAGCGGGAUCAUAAACCCUUCUUCAGUGAAGAUCCAGAAUUAGACAACUUGAUGGUCAAAGCCAUUCAAGUGUUGCGGAUCCACCUGCUCGAGCUGGAGAAAGUCAACGAACUCUGUAAGGAUUUCUGCAACCGCUACAUCACGUGCCUGAAAACCAAGAUGCACAGUGACAACCUUCUCCGGAACGACUUGGCGGGGCCGUACUCUCCGACACACACCAAUCUCAGCAUGCAGCAGGAACUAAUUCAGACCUCCUCUCCGUCCAUGACGUCCGUGUCCAACUCCGUCAACUCUUCAGGGAUUGUGGCACCCAGUGCAGGUCUGCAACAGGGCAAUGUUUCCAUGACGACCAUAAACUCUCAAGUGGUAUCGGGCGGGACGCUGUACCAGCCAGUCGCCAUGGUGGCAUCACAAGGCCAAGUGUUAACGCAGGCAUUGCCACCAGGAACCAUUCAGAUCCAGAACUCACAGGUAAAUGUUGACUUGUCAGCUCUACUGGAUAGCGAAGACAAGAAGUCGAGGAAUAAGCGGGGUGUUCUUCCCAAACAAGCCACCAACAUCAUGCGCUCUUGGCUUUUUCAGCAUCUUAUGCAUCCAUACCCAACGGAGGAUGAGAAAAGACAGAUUGCAGCACAGACAAGCUUAACCCUUUUGCAAGUGAAUAACUGGUUCAUCAACGCUCGACGGCGUAUCCUCCAGCCCAUGUUAGAUGCCAGUAACCCUGACCCAGCUCCUAAAGCAAAGAAGAUGAAGUCACAGCAUCGUCCUACACAGCGUUUUUGGCCCGACUCUAUUGUGGCCGGAGUUCUGCAGACACAUCGAUCUCAAAUGGGAAACAACUCAGACAACCCUCUCAGUCUGGACAGCCUCCAGUCACUGUCAUCAGACUCAGCCACCCUCGCCAUGCAGCAAGCCAUGCUGGGAGCUGACGACUCCAUGGACGGGACAGAAGAAGAGGACGACGAGGAAGAAGAAGAAGAGGAGGAGGAAGGAAUGGAAGAAGAAGAGGAGGAGGAGGAAGAGGAGGAGGAUGGAGAGAACGAAAACAACAGGGGGAGUCCGAUGCCCAGCGGUGGAGCGGGAAGGAGAGAGCUGAGCAUGGAGCACAGAGAGGAACUGGAGCUAUUUUAUGUCUAUAAUGGGUCGCCUCAGUUCUUCAAGAUGUCCAUUGCCAAGGCGGCAGCAAAGGCUUUGCUAUCUGAUGCCUUGCUUCAGGAUAGCCCCGUCGUUAACCGGAUCAGCCAUCUGGAGCUGGAACUUCCUCUGGACAAGGUCAUCAAAUAUGUAUCUGUAGGCCUGCCGCUGCUGCUGGUCUGCAUGGCCUUUGCCCGCGAGGUGUCCCUCGGUCCACAGAUCAGCUGUUUCCCUCCGAGCAAUUUCACAAUCAAGCAGGCCAGCUAUGUGGAUACGUACUGCUGGGACUCGCUUAUGCAUCACGAGUUUGAUAACGAUGGCAACUUUGAGGAGCGUUCACUGUGGGUACACAAAAUGUUUCCAUACUCUCUCCUGGCUAUGGCAUUGUUAAUGUAUCUCCCGGCACUCAUCUGGCGCCAGCUUGUUGUGCCUUCACUCGGAUCAGACCUGCUCUUCAUAAUUGAUGAACUAGACAAGUCAUACAACCGAUCGAUUCGCCUGGCCCAGAACAUUCUGGAUAUGCGCCAGGCUACCAAGAACCCGCUUACAUUUCAGGCAGAGCUGCAGAGAGCCAAGAGAAAGAGAUACUUUGAAUACCCCCUACUGGAAAGAUACAUGCGAUGCAAGCAAAACUCCUACUUCCUCGUGAGCAUGCUUUUUUUGCGAGGAUUCCUCCUGCUGACCUUCAUGACGGCGGCCUGCCUUUAUCUCGCCUACUUCCACCUUUCCGCCUUCCUUCAAGACGAAUUCAGCUGUUUCGUGCGUAGCGGCAUGCUUCGGGAUCAGAACUGGGUUCCUGAGCUGGUUCAGUGUAAAAUGAUUGGACAGUUGGUCUUUCAGGUGAUCAGCGUGGCCAACGGUGCCAUCUAUGUCCUGUUGGCGCCAAUUGUCGUCUUCAGUCUCGUUCGACUCUUCGUUUGGGACACAACGUUCAUGUCUGUAUAUGAGGUGCUUCCAGCGUUGGAUGUCACCAACCAACGCGGGCUAGGAUGUGCCCUGAAUGAUCUCAAUGUGCUCAUGCUUUUCCUGCGGGCCAACGUUGCACACUUGAAGUCCUAUGGGAAGGUUAGGGCUCUGUGCUCACUGGCACCUCCGCAGGUUGGGAAAACAACUGCAGGACAAGGACUGAACGCAAUGCUGAGCCAAGAAGAGAUUGAAGAACGGGAAGAAGCCGCGAUGGAGUUGGCAGAGGAGGCGCGGGAAGCCAAGGAGGAAGGGAAGCUCAACCUUGUGGAUAUCAUGACUAUUCUGGGAGCCACGCAUGGAAGCGUUGUGAACUGCAGUGAACAGAGGCCGAUGGUGGAGGAGAAUAUGAGUUUUGGUACUGUUACACUAAUUUACACACUCAAACGUAUUCUGCUAGCGCUUAUAUUCACAUACAUCAUUUGGGACGCACAGAAAAUUAUUAAGUGAAUUAGAAUCGUGGAGAACGUCAUUUAUUUCACUUCCGUUCCAUUCCAUAUUUGAUCCCCUGCUGAUUUUGUAAGUUCACCCCCUUACAAAGACAUGAACAGUCCAUCAUUUUAUGAUGGGAUUAAUGAAACAAAGAGAGAUUAUAUUUGGUUUGGUGAAAUAAGUAUUUGAUCCCCUGUCAACAAGCAAAAUGUCCGAUGUGACCACAAAGUACACACUCUUCAGCAAGAAGAUUUGGUAAGAUGGAGGCCAGAGACAUGAAAUACAAGAUAACCUCAUGAGGUAAGAGUGAUUCUGGAUCAGUCCACAAAUCGCAUUAAUGAUCUCAAGGGAGUUGGGAGCAUAGUCGCCAACUCAUUGUUUGGAAGCAGAGCGAAAUUUAAUAAAAACCGAAGACUGUACCAGACAACUUAAGUACAUUAAAGGGCCAAUGAAUGGCACCCGUAUAUCCUAGAAUCUUACAUGAGAACCCCAUGGCGUCAUGGCCAGAACACACACAGAGCUGCACCUCGCUUGUGUUUGUGUACGUAGUACGUAGUUGAGAAGAAGGAAGAACACUAUAAGCUACCACUUCCACACGGAAUGUGAGGAGAACCUAUUUUCUCGAUGUCAUGUUGGACAUUAAGCGAUGGCUGACUUCAGUCAUCCAUCCGUUUUCUAUGCCGCUUGUCCUCAGUAGGGUUGAAGGUUAUGCUGGAGACUAUCCCAGCUGACUUUGGGUGAGAAGCGGUCGUACACCCUUGACUGGUCGCCAGCCAAUCGCAGUGACUCGUGGGCAAAAUAUUACAUAUAACUUCAAUAUUUUUGGACCAAUAGUCCUUAGAAAACCACAACAUUCUUUCAUUCAUUCAUUCAUUUUCUAUUGCUUUUUCCUCACGAGGGUCGCGGAGGUGCUGGAGCUUAUCCCAGCUGUCUUUCAAUAUUUUUGGACCAAUAGUCCUUAGACAACCACAACAUUUAUUUAUUUCCUACCGCUUUUUCCUCACGAGGGUCGCGGGGGGUGCAGGAGCCUAUCCCAGCUGUUUAUCCCAGCCAAUCGCAGUGACUCGUGACCAAAAUAGUACAUAUAACUUGUCUUUGAAUAUUUUUGCACAAAUAGUCCUUAAUAAAAAAUAUUCAAAUAUAUUAUUUAUUAUAUAUAUAUAUAUUACAUAUUAUUACAUAAAAAAAUAUAAUAUUUAAAAUACAAUAAAGUGAACCGCGAUGUAGAGAGGGGCGACUGUAGACCUAAAAAAAUCCUUCAUGAACUACAGGAAAACGUCAUCUUUGUGAUUGCCAGCAAGAAUCUCUCCACUUUAGCUGUGUUAUGCUUGGGGAUCAAAUACUUAUUCCACACAGUGAAUGUAGAAGAGAUGGAUCUGUGGUCAAUUCCAUUCCAAGCCCUAACUGCAUUCUCUGUCUCUUCGCAGAGCCAAACCACCUGGGGUACCAUGAGUUGAAGGAGACUGCACCAUUUAGUCAUUACUAGGCUUUCCUAUGGACUGAAUCAAUGCGAUAACAUGGUGGGGGCGGGGAGGAAGUCUUUGGGACUCUCUAAAGUAAAUACCCAUUAGUGCUACGCCCACAAAGAGUGUUGACACACAUUUAUGGUAUCCUCAGUCUCAAGACAUUUCUGUGAGACAUUAUAUUGAUCAGCCCAGUUGCUGUGCCAAGAAGAAAAAGUCUUUUGUCGUAGUUUUUUUUUUUGUGUGUGUUUUACAAGUAUUCACAGGAAAUUGGAAAGUUGAGCAUCAGUGUCCCGUAGGUACGAGACCACACAGAACAACUCUAGUCAUAUCUCCAUCUUAUUCCAAAAGAUGAUUUCUCUGGGUCACUGCUAGGGCCAGUGUAAGUAGAAUAGCAUAAACCUAUGUAGCGGUAUUGGAUUUAUUUUCUUUUUUAUUAUAUUACUACGCAAUCUGCUAAUAUAAGUCUUUCUGUUAAUUUAAAAUAUGUAAAUCAUCUGUUCUAAA